AGAACAAAUCGCAAAUUCACCUCUUCUCAGUUAUAUGUAACAGUCCUCAGAAUGUUUAUAAGAAAACUUACUCUAUUGGGGCUUCUUGUAGUGGCUGCCGCCCUCCCUGUGGAACGACCAUGGCAAUUGGUUCCGAACUCGGAAGGAAAUUUACACCUGGUCAACAUCAACCCGUAUGAUCUGCCGGAAGAAGAACCGACUGAACCGGAACAUCUGUUCACACCGGAAAGCGAUAUGGUGUUCCGUUUGUUUACCCGGAGCAAUCCAACCGAAGCACAGAUAUUGCAAAUUGGAAGCGCCGCCUCGAUUACCGGAUCCAACUUCAACGCUGCCCAUCCCGUUCGGUUCACAAUUCAUGGCUGGAACGGAAAUGGUAACGACGGUUCGAAUACGAUCAUACGCGACAGUUUCCUUGCGGUGGGUGAUUUCAACGUGAUCAGUGUUGAUUGGAGUGUAGCCGCCGUUACUCCGAACUACAACAGCGCUCGCAAUCAAGUGGGACCCGCCGGAACAGGAGUCGGUCUACUGAUAAGUGACCUGAUUACGCAUGGUGGAGCUAGUUUGGGCAAUAUGUACGUGAGUGGUUUCAGUUUGGGUGGCCAUGUGGCAGGUAACGCGGGAAAGCGGCAUGGAGGUAACAUAAAUUCGAUCAUUGCCUUGGAUCCGGCUGGUCCACUAUUUUCGGCCGGACAAGGCGAUGCCGUAUCGCCGCAGGAUGGGCAGUACGUGGAAACCAUCAUGACCAAUGCCGGAACGUUGGGCAUUAAUGUACCUUUGGGUCAGGCCAAUUUCUAUCCGAACGGAGGAAGCUCCCAGCCCGGUUGCGGUACGGACAUCGGUGGAGGAUGCGCUCACGGGCGGGCACCGAAUUUCUAUGCCGAAUCGAUCCGUUCUUCGGUCCCAUUCCGAUCGACGAGAUGUGCUAGUCACGGUGAGCUUCUAGAAGGCAAUUGUACUCCGAGCGGCGCUGACGCCAACAUGGGUGGACAGCCAUCCAAUCAAGGACGGGGAGUUAGUGGUAUCUACUUUUUAACGACCAAUGCUCAGUCGCCGUUUGCACAGGGAUAAAUAAUAGGAAAAUAGCAACACUGGCGGUAAUGUCCAUGAAUCAAACACGGAAACAUAGUUCAAACGAAAAUAAAAGAACAAAUAUUAAUUAGUA
This is a messenger RNA of Malaya genurostris, 1162 nucleotides long. Its product is annotated as pancreatic lipase-related protein 2-like. Lineage: Eukaryota; Metazoa; Arthropoda; Insecta; Diptera; Culicidae. Gene Ontology annotation, molecular function: lipase activity. The record is from RefSeq and is a predicted model, not a curated record. The transcript has 2 exons. The coding region runs from base 52 to 1068 and encodes 338 amino acids. Gene Ontology annotation, biological process: lipid metabolic process.